AUGCACCUUUCACUCGUCAAUCUAAUCGCCCUCGUCACUUUACACCACUUUCAAAUCUCAUCUCAUGCAUAUAUCUACGACAUCGCCACCUCACACUUACUCGCCCAUCUGUUCGCCAAACUGACACAAGCACCCUUCGCAUCUCUCGAUGUUCAUCUGCUAGUGGCUGGUGCUCGACAAGAGUUGGGUGUGCCUCUGACUGCUGACCGACCAGCAAUUUGUCUUCUCAAAAUUCAGGGUCAGCUGAGUCUUUCAUUGGCCAAUCUCGCCGUCAGGGUUGUAUAUCAGUGGGCCUUGACCUCUCCUGUCUUGGAUGCAAAUCUGGAAUGA
Molecule: messenger RNA, 330 nt
Organism: Suillus fuscotomentosus
Lineage: Eukaryota; Fungi; Basidiomycota; Agaricomycetes; Boletales; Suillaceae
Exons: 6
Coding region: 1-330 (109 amino acids)
Source: RefSeq, a predicted model, not a curated record